UACACUCUACUGGCCAGCUACUGAGUACUGCAACAAGCGAGUGAACACACAGCAUCGUCGCACGCCACUGCUUAGCUUAGCCAGAGAAAAGGAGAAGCCGAUCUGAUUCUGCUCUCAUCACACACACCAUGCCGGGGAGAGAAGACGGAGCCUCCGCCGACGAGGAGAGCUCGCAGUGCAGCAGCGGCUGCCAGUCCGGCUGGACCCUGUACCUGGAGCACUCCGGGUCAGGCCAGCAGCAACGUCGCACGCUGCCAUACGUGCACCCCGGCGACGUCCUGAAACAGAUGCUGCCGCAGGCGGAAUACUCCGACGACGACGAGGAGGACUCCAUGGUCUCCGACGCGUCAUCCGGCCUGCCGCCGCACCUGCGCGGCGAAGAGGAGGAGCUGCUGCAAGUGCGAGGUCAGACCAACAUGCCUUCACAGCAGCGUCGAUCGGCCUUCGACGGCGACCAAUGCCACUCCGGCUGGGGUGGCAGUCGUCGCAGCGCGAGCCGCUCUGGCUCCCGUUCCUUCGUCUCCACGAGGUCUGGUAGUUCGGGCGAGAUGAGGAGCAGGAAGAAGAGGAGGGCCGUCGUCCAACGGCAGGAUGAGUCGGCGACGCGUCGCCAUCGUGUCUUCCACGACGACGAUCUCCACGACACCGCGAGCUCGUCCGGCGUCAUUACUCCCGCGGCAGUGGUGGAAGCUAUGAAGGAUGGUAUGGACCUGCAGCCAAGCUGCGCCUGUGCCUUGUCGGUUCGAAGCACCGGCAUGCAGGGUCUCGCGAUGCUGCACCAUAACUGAUGAACUAUCUAGCUAGGGAACGAGAAAGGCCUUGUUUUGUCGGCAACCAGAUCGCUCAUAGUCUCACAGGUCACUGUUUGUUCCAAGUUAUAUGUACGUAAGCAAAUCGUCCGUAGUCGAGACAAGAACCAACAGUUUUGAUCGAUCUUCUUGUACUCCUGAUUUUCAUUACCAGGUUUUGCUUGUUU
Triticum aestivum (bread wheat) is the source of this 976-nucleotide messenger RNA. RefSeq names its product protein SOB FIVE-LIKE 1. Gene Ontology annotation, biological process: cytokinin biosynthetic process. Bases 129 to 788 code for a protein of 219 amino acids. Lineage: Eukaryota; Viridiplantae; Streptophyta; Magnoliopsida; Poales; Poaceae. The record is from RefSeq and is a predicted model, not a curated record. The transcript has a single exon.